Messenger RNA from Cyclospora cayetanensis, 699 nucleotides. Its product is annotated as putative iron-sulfur cluster insertion protein ErpA. The coding region runs from base 1 to 699 and encodes 232 amino acids. Gene Ontology annotation, cellular component: chloroplast stroma. Gene Ontology annotation, molecular function: protein-macromolecule adaptor activity; iron-sulfur cluster binding. The record is from RefSeq and is a predicted model, not a curated record. NCBI's taxonomy places the organism in Eukaryota, Apicomplexa, Conoidasida, Eucoccidiorida, Eimeriidae. The transcript is spliced from 5 exons. Gene Ontology annotation, biological process: iron-sulfur cluster assembly.
AUGGCGCCUGCCCUUUAUAGCAAUACAUUCGCAGAUGGCACACACAGCAAUGUUUUUUCUAGCAAGGGUACCGACAGCGACGGCUGCAACGAAUACAGCAGCAAAAGCGAUAGCACCAGCGAGAAGCCCAUGACCACCAGCAAACUCGAGAGCAGCAAAAGCAGCAAAAGCAGCAAGAAGGCACCUCAAGCCUUGGUUGUUGCAGAGAGUGCGGAGCACAAAUUGAAGGAAAUGAUGGGAGUGACGGGGACCAGCACGAGCGAGGAUUUAGUACUCCGGCUAGCAGUAAAACCAGGGGGCUGUAGCGGCCUUUCCUAUUCUCUCCAAACCAUAGAGAAGGUGAUAUCCUAUGGGUGUGCCUUGUUUUCUGCAUUGGUGCUGAACCACCCCCACUCCUUCUUUUACGUCUUCGGAACUGUCCUCAGCUACUCCAACGACCUUAUGGGGGGGGGCUUCAAGUUGGGAAAUCCGAAUGCUUCCAAGACAUGUGGCUGUGGCAUGUCCUUUGGCGUCCCCAAAAAUUUCAUUGCAGCCACACCCAUUCGACAGCAGCCAUCAAAAGGCCCUCUUGAAACUACAGCACUAAGAGGCUGCCCUCCAGGGCAGGAGGGGCGUGGCGGAAAAGGGGCACGCAUGCCCUUAGCAAAUGUUGCUGGCAUAUCUGAGUCGUCUGCAGAGGCGACACCCGCCACCGUCUAA